Molecule: messenger RNA, 528 nt
Organism: Aspergillus mulundensis
Lineage: Eukaryota; Fungi; Ascomycota; Eurotiomycetes; Eurotiales; Aspergillaceae
Product: MARVEL domain-containing protein
Exons: 3
Coding region: 1-528 (175 amino acids)
Biological process (GO): protein localization to plasma membrane; eisosome assembly
Cellular component (GO): plasma membrane; eisosome
Source: RefSeq, a predicted model, not a curated record
AUGGCAAUGAGAGGAAUCCAGCUUGGCCUUCGGGUCUGGCAGUUCAUCUGGACACUGCUCGUCAUGGCCCUCAUCGGUAACAUGAUUGCUCAGGCCUUUUCUGGCAACCCCGCGACGGUCAACUACGCCAUGUUCGUUGCGGCCUUCUCCAUGUUCACGCUCUUCUAUCUCUUCCCGGCAUCUUGGAACCCCGACUGGGCCAUCCACCCUAUCAUCCUGAUCGGCCUCGACACUUUGAACACGAUCUUCUUCCUGACCGCUGCGAUUGCUCUCGCGGCCAAGCUCGAGUGCCACAGCUGCAACAACCGGGAAUACAUCCUCAACAACGAAAUUACCAACGGCUCGCUUGACCCUGAGAAGCGCUGCCGUGAGGCUCAGGCGUCGACUGCCUUCCUGUGGUUCGCGUGGGCUGGGUACACCGCUUCAUGGGUUCUCUCUAUCCUCCAGUCGCGCCGUGCUGGUGCAAACCUGCGCCCUCGUGUUGGCCCUGCCCGCGGAAGCGGCCGUCCCACCAUGGCCCAGGUUUAA